Molecule: messenger RNA, 2644 nt
Organism: Ooceraea biroi (clonal raider ant)
Lineage: Eukaryota; Metazoa; Arthropoda; Insecta; Hymenoptera; Formicidae
Product: sodium-coupled monocarboxylate transporter 1
Biological process (GO): sodium ion transport; transmembrane transport
Cellular component (GO): membrane
Molecular function (GO): symporter activity
Source: RefSeq, a predicted model, not a curated record
AAAAUAUGCAUAUUUAUUCUAGUAUUAUACAUGGAAUCAUUGUCCCCAUUUUCCAAAUAUCAGUAUUAAUGCAACAAAUGAAGAUAAAUCAGUCAAAGAUGCCUGUCUCCGUUUAUGACAUGAAUCGAUAUUUUCAAUCAGAAAAUGAUGAUGUAUGAUGCGAGCGGUAACGCGUCUCCGUUCCAUUUUUCCUCUGCAUCAGCAGGACGUUAGCACGGCUGUCCUGGAAGCCGCGUCAUCGCGUUAUCGCGAAGGAUAUACGACUGAUGAAAGAUUCUCCCCUAUUUGCGGAACUUUGCAAGACACGAUGUUUUAUUGGCGUUAUCGUAAAUCAGGCUGACACCUCACGUUGAAUAUCGGCCAAACAUAUAGCAUCGUAUCGCACGUCAUCGUUGUUAGUGCGUAUGCAGAUUUCGUCAGUGCGUUACUGCGUACCCUAAUGCAGAAGCCAGAUCGUUCUACUGGACAAAUCGGAAGAAAGUGAUCGAGAUAUUGCAUCAACGGGGAUCCUUUGGGACAACGAAGUCAUAAUGACCGUCAAUGGCACAGAGUUGUUUUUCGCGAGUCACGAGCUGAAGGAACUCACCUUUGGAUGGACCGAUUACACUCUGUUUGGUGGCCUGCUGGGCGUCAGCGUUCUCAUCGGCAUCUACUUCGGCUUCUUCAGCACGAAGCAGGACAACACCACCGAGUAUCUCCUCGGCGGCAAGACCAUGUCCUUCUUCCCGAUUAGCAUGAGCCUAAUAGCGAGCCACAUAUCGGGGGUGUCCCUGCUCGGCGUGCCCUCCGAGGUGUACCAGUACGGGACCCAGUACGCGGCGUGCAUUUUCACGUCCUUCAUCAGCUGCCUCAUAAUUGUAUGCGUGUACCUGCCUGUGUUUUACAAGUUGCAGCUGACGAGUACUUUCGAAUAUCUCGAGAUCAGAUUCGCCAGACCGGUCCGGCAAUUGGCGUCCUUUCUCUACGCCCUUUCGUUGAUCGUUUACGUGCCACUGAUAAUCUACGUACCGGCGUUGGCCUUCUCACAAGCGACUGGGAUGAAUCUGCAUUACGUCGCGCCGGUGAUAUGCAUGGUGUGCAUCUUUUACACGACCAUCGGAGGCCUGAAGGCUGUCGUAUGGGCGGAUACGGUUCAGAUGACGGUGACUGUCGGAAGUCUCAUUGCCGUCCUGAUUUUGGGGACCAUCGCCGUGGGCGGCGUCGGCGAGACCUGGAGAAUAGCCGAAGAAGGUGGUAGAAUUGUGUUCUGGAACAUGGACCCCAGCCCCUUCACCAGAAAUUCGUUUUGGGGCAUGACAGUGGGAAUGGUAAUGACUUGGCUAGCGUCAUUGGGCAUUAGCCAGGUGUCCAUGCAAAGAUUUCUGGCAGUACCUAACAUAAAGGAAGCGCAAAAGUCGAUAUGGCUCCUGGCAGUGGGCCUAGUGGUCGUAAAAUUGAUUUCCGUCUUCACCGGCCUCACGAUGUAUGCCAGGUAUCAUAAAUGCGAUCCAAUAACUGCGCACGUGGUGGCAAGGAGCGACAAGAUAUUGCCAUAUUACGUGUUGGACGUUGCCGCGGACGUCCCGGGACUUCCUGGCCUCUUUCUCGCCGGCCUGGUGAGCGCCGGGCUCUCGACGAUGAGUGCCGGCCUGAACACAGUCACUGGCACGGUUUACGAGGAUUUCAUCGAUCCCUGGAUGCCAGAGAGCAACGACAAAGAGACUAAAGCCGCCAACAUUAUGAAGGUUACGGUGGUGAUCCUAGGUAUCCUGUGCGUGGGCAUGGUGUUCCUCGUGGACCGUCUCGGCGACAUCUUCCAGCUGUCCCUGACGGUGACUGGCAUCACCGCUGGUGCCAUGCUCGGUCUGUUCUCGUUGGGGAUGUUGGUGCCCUGGGCGACGACCAAGGGAGCGGUGGUCGGCGGGUUGGUCUCGAUGGUGACGAUGAUCUGGAUCAUCGUGGGCGCCCAAUGGCACAUGGCCAAUCGUCGUCUCUAUUACGAGCCACUCCCGUCCACGACGGAGGGUUGCCUGAACUUGCCCGGUUCGUUUAAUCAAACGACCGUGACGACGACCACGCAGAAUCCGACGCCGGUCGAGUCCGUGGACGAGCCCUUCUUCAUGUACAGGAUAUCCUUCAUGUACUACACGCUAGUGGGGGCCCUGAUCGUCAUGGUGAUCGGCACGAUAGUCAGCUUCAUCUGCGGUGCUCCAGACUUGAGUGACAUCGAUAGGGAUCACUUCCCGCCGUUUGUCACCAGAUUCAUGCCACCCAAAAAGUAUAUAGAAGUGUCAUUGCACACGGUGCCGACUGCGCUGGUGACGAAUCCGGAGAAAGAGGAGAUAAAAUCCUAGAAUCUUAUUCCAAACAUCUUUCUUCUGUAAUGCCACAAGAUGUUAGUAAAGAAGUGUAACGCGCGUUAAGCAUGAGCGUUUAGGUAAUCGUUCGAUUGCGAGCUGCAUGAUCUCUGUAAUAAUAUUAUUAGGUACUCUGUAACCGAGCACAUUAAAUCGAUAUUUUGUCACUAAUCCACUUUCUGCCGAAACUGAGGCGAAGACUGUCUUCAAGCUGAUUAAACAUUUUUAAUUGUAUCAAUAUAUAAUAUAUUCAUACACUAAGAUGAUACCCAAACGAAGAGAAUUCUAUAUAAUAAACCACCUAAGAG